Molecule: messenger RNA, 9449 nt
Organism: Porites evermanni
Lineage: Eukaryota; Metazoa; Cnidaria; Anthozoa; Scleractinia; Poritidae
Source: the annotation of a GenBank genome assembly
AUGUUGCCGGAAGCUUUGAUAAAAAUUAUUCUACUCAGCGGUAAAGGUGGUAGUGGUGUUGGUGUUGGAGGAGGAGGAGAAGGCAGAUGGCGCUCAAGAGUGUGGACACCAAUGGGGGGAGGGGGAGAUGAUAAUGGAUCAGGAUGUAGGCCUGUGGGGAACGAAAAGGCUGGCGUCCUGUAAAAAGGAGCACUCGGAAGAGGUCAACGCCAAGGUCGUGGAUCAAUGCAAUGUGGAAAGAAUAAAUUAGGAGAAAUGGCAUAGUCAAUUCAAGAACCUGAGUAAUACUUAAAAGAUGGCUGCGUAAAGGCGUGUAUGUUUAAGAUGCUUUGAAAAUAUUGAGAGAAUGAAGCCUCAAAGGAAACGUAUGAAACUUAACCUAUGUUUUUGUAAGUCACUGUUUUCAAGCGUUUGGAAUUCUUCGGCGACUUCAGAAAGACGCGUUUUAAAUAUGAGUGAUACUCAGUCCAUUUAACAAUCUAAUUCCUCUUCAGAAGAGAAAAGAGGAAAAGCAAAACAAAAAGAAAAGAAAAAGAAAUUUGCUUGCAUUUUGAUUUUUUAGAACUAAAAAAUCAUAAUACCAAUGCAACCGUGCAAACCAACACCCUUCUGUAACAGACCCAGUGGAACACACAAUGAAACCCUACCCUACCCAGUGAUAUUUUGGCCUCUUCGGUGUCUGACAAAUAGUUUGUUACUACCUGGCUAAUAUUUUGCUUCCUCGGGCACUUUCUAUUGUGACUUCUACAAAAAAAGUACACAUCUGAGGGAUGCAGGUACUUGAUAUUGCAUAAAAAAGUGCAAAUCGUUUAAUUAGUUAUUCUACCUACAGCAAUAUGUAAAAGGUUUUCAAAGGUUUCAUACCGGUAGGGAUGUAAGGCCUGCCACCCCUUUUAGCUUUUAUGGGAGAUUCAAAACUAAGAAAAACAGAAAAAUAAACCAACCUGGUGACGUUUUCUCCCAGAACCCGGUGAAGAUAUAGAUUCCACUGGGUCUGUUACACAGGGGUGUAAAGUGCGCACGAUUUUCUCACCCGCUCAAAGUAACACCAAAACGAUUCUUAGUAAACUAAUUUUUUGGCGCGUGUUGUAAACUGAGAACUUGAAAAGGGAGAUAAGCUAAUAAUGAUAACGAUAAUGAUACUGUACGAGAUAGUAUGGCGGCACCACAAGCUAGCCGAUAUAGCGUGAGUGGAAAUAUAUAUCUGGUAUAUUGAGCAUAGCCUAAAAGGAAUCUUUUUAGAACUAUGUAGUUAAUUCUUCAAGGUUGUAAAUAAAUAGAAAGCAAUGCUGAAAAAAAAAAUAUCAAGAAACCUUGAUCAAACAGUAGAAGCGAUUCCUUCUGGUUGGAUUUUGUCUAGGUGGGAUGGAAAACAAUUUAUUAAUAUUUAUUGAUGUCCAAGCCUUGCCAGUGCCAUUUUGUUACCCUUGUUUCUUCUCUCUAAUAAGAAGUAUGAAAAAUUAAGCUUGAAUAUCUGAGUCACCGGAGUCUAAAAAGGCAUAUUGUGUUUUUAUAUGGGUCGAUGAGAACCGAUGAUAACUGACAAGAGUGAUACAUUCACUUGGCAGUCACGUGGUAUAAACUGCUGUUCGGCUGAUUAUGCAAACCGUCUGUAUGGAAGAAAAACAUACACUGGAAAGCCCUUUAAAGAUUUUAUUGUUUUGGAAAUUUGAGAUAUUUUGACAGGACAUAUCGAUCGAUUCAGCAUGUGUAAGAAAACAUAUUGCAAUUUGUUUACCUUGUUUAUUGGUAUUUAAACACCUUUUAUUUCACUUGUUUAUAGCGCAGACAUUCUUCAAUCAAUCGACUCCAUUCAUCACAUAACUGUAAAAAAAACCAAAACGGAUUUGAGUCCCCGGUCAGGUUAAGCUAGAGAUGCCAAGGAGUAAAUUUUAGUUUUAGUCCGGCUUUGCUCAUGGUUUUAAAUCUUUCGUUCCUGUUUUUGGGAGUACUGUGUACUUCUGGUAAGUCCCUAGCCGACAAAGAUAUAUGACUGUAAAAACGUUAUAUUUUUAACAGCCCUGAUUCCACGUCAGAACUGAUAAUCAGGGAAACGAAUUAGGUGUAUAGCUAAUGUACACAGCAAGAAAAAAGGCUGCCCCCUUAAAGCGAGCGUCUUCGCAAAUACAGUUGUAUACACGUAACGCAUUUUAGUGUACUAACAAUUUUCAGUAUUUCAACACGUCCAUAUUUAUACGAAUGGUAGAUUGCAAUCAUUUAAAUAUUUAACACUAAGAAAUCUCUUAAAUAACUUUCAGUAAUCUUGAUAACACAUAACCUUUUUCUUUCAGGAAUCCGCAUAGUCUUCGGUAAGAUGAAAGUGUUUAUAGGCGAUCAUUAACUGCGUUUCUAACCCUGCCCCUGGCCAGCAGCAAGCUCUCCACGGAUGGUUGACACUCAAAAACUGUUUUUUCUAAAUAUCCCUUAGAAGUAACAAAUAUAGCCUUAAAUUUUCUGUAUCUUGAGGGCAGCUAAAAAUUUCAAAAUGACCGUUACAUUUAUAUACGAUUUUCGAAGCUUAUCUAACAAAUUGUUUUAUUCCCUACGAUUAUCUGAAGUUCAGUUUUUCCCAUUUCCCUCAAAAUUUAAACUAUAUUUCGUGGAAAAAGAAAAACUAUAAUUUUCCGAUUCAAAGAUGUGAUGGUGAGAGGAAUCAGAAAAGUUCUGAUACCUUAUUGCAUCUAAAAUUUUCUGUGGAAUAAUACUGUGGGCCUUUUUAUAUCGAAAAGGCUCAGGUUGCCCUUGGAUGACCGAACAGACAUAAAUUUACUAGCACCCCUUUGAGUUCAUUUCUGGACAAUCUACUAGUACUGUAUAUGGCCUAAAAACUCUUUUCAAUAUAUUUACGAGUAAGCCAUCGUUUGGUGCCCCUGAUGAAUAUUGUCGUGAUAGGUCACGCGCGGGUUACGCGCAAAAAGUGUGCAAAAGUAAACAGGAAGAAAUGAAAGGAGUCGAUCGUCCAAAUUCCCUCGCCUGUCGAAACUGAGCUUGCUUGCAUGCUAGAUAACAGCUCCCAAGAGAAGUAGCCAUUGCCCAAAUCACACACAAAGGAAUAUUCCCUUAUUCUAGAUUCCACUCUUAGAAUUUAAGGCUGAUUCACGGGGGGAUUCCAAAAAGUUUAAUUUUAUACGAGGAGGUUCCGCGCCCAUGUCCGACCCCAUUCGCUUUUAUUUACCUGGAAAAAUACAGCGUCACGUUUCGUAUACCUGCAAUUGACAAAUGCUAUCCCUUUCACAUUUCUAAUUUAGAACAUCUCUUUCAACCACUGUAAAUGCACUGCCUCACAAGUAUGAGUUAAUCGCAAAACCAGAACAAUUUCUCGUCUUUUUCUCAGCCAUGAAAUGCAUCUGUUACAUCUUUGAGCCUUUUUACCAACCAAAAUGACAAUUUUCCCCACCUUUUUCUAUAUCGUAUUUCAACAAGUGCAAUCUCUAUCUUUUCAAAUUCCUAAAGCCUGAAAAAGGUCUCCCUUUCGGGCGGAGCCUCCCCGUAUAGGCCAUUAUAGGGAUUAUCCACCUUCCUGAUGUCUAACACAUACUAGACGCCAGCAGAAGCACGGUUACUUGCCCCAGAACCUCUUUGAUAAAAUCAGGAAAAAAAUCAUUCUUAAUUCUAGAUGUUCUGAAUAUCAUUUGAGUGGGAGUAGGUGAGAAGGCUGACAGCUGAGGAUUGGCCAAAUUAUGCACUUACGCCCAUGUGAACGUUGUGUGAAAGAGCUGCUUUAUUGUGUUUCAGCUGAACACCUUCCGAAUGAAUAAAAGUGAGUGAAAGAGGUUUAAAGUCCUCAAGCCACUCAAGAUAUAACUACCUAAUUAAAUAUGCAUAUUUUGUAAAAUGCUAUUUAAACCGGUUUGCUUCCAUCAGUGAUCCUGAAAAGUGAACUUCAAAUGUGGCUCAAUGAAAAAAACACGUAAAACGCGAUUUCAAAUAACACGUGACAUCAAACAGUAGAAGCGAUUCCUUCUUGUUCGAUUUUGUCUUAGUGGGAUGGAAAACAAGUUAUUAAUAUUUAUUGAUUCCCAAGCCUUGCCAGUGCCAUUUUGUUACCCUUGUUUCUCCUCUCUAAUAAGAAGUAUGAAAAAUUAAGCUUAAAUAUCCGAGACACCGGAGUCUUUAAAGGCAUACUGUGUUUUUAUAUGGGUCGAUGAGAACCGAUGAUAACUGACAAGAGUGAUACAUUCACUUGACAGUCACGUGGUAUAAACUGGUGCUGUUAAGCUGAACCGACUGAAAGCGAGCUACACCUGAGAAAAACAAACAUGACAAAUAGAAAUAAAUCAAUAAAACUUGAAAUUUUCCCACAGAAGAACGUGAUUUCACACACAAAAUGUAUUCUAAUUAUGCAAACCGUCUGUAUGGAAGAAAAACAUACAUUGUGUAGAGGGGGACUUCUACAGACUUUAGGAUUACGUGAUAAGAGGUAACACAACCAGAGUUUGGCAGUUGACGAUGGUUUUAAUCUUUCCGUUGAAGUUACAAACUCCUCUUAGCUAUCUCGGAUCUUAAGGCAUAACUGAGAAGUUACUCACAAGAGGUUCUAUUUAUAUUGAACGAUUAAGUUAAAUGAUUUUUUUUACAGUUUUACAUGGCAUUCAUAUGCAAGGAAAAGGUGUUAGUUAGUGUCAGAGUUUAGAAAACAAAAGGAACUGAAAUUGACUUGAUUCCCGCUACGCGUGGAAGAAAUAUGCAAAACUAGAAAUAUCUCUAUACCCAAAUCCUUUACAGGGAACCAAAACGAUAGUUUGAAAGACACUUAAUCUUUCCAAGAUUGUGUCGAAAGAAAUUCUAGUUUGAGGUCAGAAAAGUAAGUGAAAUUUGGCUAAAACUGGUUUAACAGAGAACAAAGAACUCGAAAGGUGUUAGGACUCGUGGCCUUAGGUUAGAUUUUAAUGAGAUAAGGAAAUCUGAUUAUGAUUCAAGUUUGAAAGCGAAAGUGAGAACCAACUCCAGGUUUAAGUAAACGAACUUCGUUAACAUGAAACGCUUAUUUUCCCAUUCCACAGCUGAAUACAUCUACCUAUUUCUAUCUUUUGAACUUGUUUCUGUGUUUCUGAAUAAGCUUGAAGAGGUGUUUCUUAACCUCAGUUAAACCUUUAGUUAAUGUUGUGAAAGACUGAGACUACACUUAUGAUGUUUUCUGCAAGUACCGUGCGUCCAACUUCUAUUUUUGAUUGAUCCCAACACCAAAGAGGUCGGUGCAAAAAUCUUUUAGCAAAGGACUUGACUGACCAGCAAAGAUUUGCUACUAAAAUCUAAAGUGUAUCCAGCUGUUGUGACAGCUUGUAAACACCAUCCUUUGUCCCUUAACAAAAGCUAUUUGAGAUAUGGUGGAACUUUUGAUUUCUGAACCGAUCUAAAAACAAAUUUAUUUAUAUAAUAUAUAUCCCUGAAUAAAGUUAAAAUGCCCAACACCGAAAUAAAUAGAAUAAACUGAAUAAAUAUUAAUGAUUACGAAGAGAAGCGCAUACAAUAAAGCAGACUGAGCAAAAAUGUACCCGGCUAACAAUUGGAAAGUCCUUUAAAGAUUUUAUUGCUUUGGAAAUUUUGACAUAUUUUGACAGGACAUAUCGAUCGAUUCAGCAUGUGUAAGAAAACAUAUUGCAAUUUGUUUAUGUUGUUAAUUGGUAUUUAAACACCUUUUAUUUCACCUAUUCACCUGUUCAUAGUGCAGACAUUUUUCAGCCAAUCGACUCCAUUCAUUAAAUAACUAUAAAAAGACUUAAACGGACUGGAGUCUCCGGUCAGGUUAAGCUAGACAGGCCAAGGAGUAUAUCCUAGUUUUAGUCCGGGAUUGGUCAUGGUUUUAAAUCUUUCGUUCCUGUUUUUGGGAGUACUGUGUACUUUUGGUAAGUCACCCAUAACAAAGACAUUUAACCAUGAAAUUGUCCUCAGUGUAAGGGACUUUUUAACGUUAUUUUAUAUGCACUGAGAGGAUAACAUCGCGCGCAAUGACCAAGGCUAAAACAGUUAGAGAAGACUUUCAGUCAACUGCUCUUUGGUCGACUGAUGAUGAUGAUGAUAUACACUGAAGCCUGACUUCUCAAGGGAAAACUCGUUACAGUUUACACUUGCUGACAAAGAUAAAUGACUGUAAAGCCGUUAUAAUUUUUAACCGCCCUGAUUCCACGUCAGAACUGAUAAUCAGGGAAACGAAUUAGGUGUAUAGCCAAUAUACAGAGCAGGAAAAAGACUGCCCCCUUAAAGAGAGCGGCUUCGCAAGUAUACACGUAACCCAUUUUAGUGUACUAACAAUUUUCAAUACUUAAACAUGUGCAUAUUUACACUACUGGUUGAUUGCAAUCAUUUAAAUAUUUAACACUAAGAAUCUCUUAAAUAACUUUCAGUAAUCAUUAUAAUACAUAAUCUUUUUCUUUCAGGAAUCCACAUAGUCUACGGUAAGAUCAUGUGAAAGUGUUUACAGGCGAUCAUUAACUGUGUUUCUAACCCUGCCCCUGGCCAGCAGCAAGCUCUCCACGGAUGGUUGGCACUCAAGAACUGUUUUUUCUAAAUAUCCCUUAGAAGUAACAAAUAUAACCUUGAAUUUUCUGUACCUUGAGGGCAGCUAAAAAUUUCAAGAGAUGACCGUUACAUUUAUAUACGAUUUUCGAAGCUUAUCUAACAAAUUGUUUUAUUCCUUACGAUUAUCUGAAGUUCAAUUUUUCCCAUUUCCCGGUUUGCUUCCAUCAGUGAUCCUGAAAAGUUAACUUCAAAUGUGGCUCAAUAAGAAAAACACGUAAAACGUGAUUUCAAAUAACACGUGACAUUGCUUCGUUAGUGACGUCACAGAGCACGUUUUCCUUAACGGGGGAGGGUUCCAAACCUUAGUCUUGGGAAUUUUCACCACCAAACUGUUACAUAAACAGUGUAAAUCGUAAAUCGCCUUGUGUGGUUGGAAAUUAGCAGUUUUGCUAAUUAACAAGUCACACGACCCUUUUUUUCCUUUAUUUACAGAUUCCUAUAUAGCGUAACACACAUACAAGGCGAAUUUUUCAGCACCUUUUAAUAGCCUCUAAAAUGUACCUAAAAGAACUUGUUGCUCUUUUAUUAUCCUUUCCCCAUAGUAAAUAUUUUGACCGUCAAUUCUCGUGACGCAAAUUUGAACUCGUAAAAUGUCUCACAUUGCUAAUGCCAUUAAGCUUCAUUAGUAUUCCAAUUUUCAGGAUCAAUAAUAGAAACAAACCGUUCUAAAUAGUAUUUUCUCAAAAUAUGCAUAUUUAAUUAGGAAGUGAUGCCUUAAGGUGGCUCGACUGGUUUUUUUUUGGAGGAUACCUCCCAAGUUUGAGCAUUAACUACGUCAGCAUGAGUAAAGAUAUGGGAAAAAGGUUGCACAACUGUCUUAUAUAAAGUUGAAAAUUUCUUAUGAUGUGGGUUUUAUUGCAAUCGAAGUCGUCAUGGCAACGUAAUGACCCCAUUACGUUUUUUACUUAUCUUUGUGUUUCUCUCUACUAGGAGUUUUUUUGAGAAAUCGCUUAAAGGAGUAUGUACCUGCCAUAAUUGACUCAAUUAUGGCAAAGUUUCAACAAAUUCUAUGAGAGCGUUUUGGAAAUAUUUUGAAACAAAGUUUUAAGAAUCAUAAAAACAGUGAAAUAGCAUGCUAUCCACACAAUUAGCUAAUAUGUUAAAAAAAUGACAAGCUUUGGAACCUUUGCUUCAUCUCAUAGGGGUUUGAUUCCUUUGAAAACUGCGUACAAAAAAGAGGGGAAUUGCUCAGGGCGAUCACAAGUUAGCAGAAUUUUAUUAACUUGCAUUCAGCUGCUUUUGUCACAGUUUUUGCACGUAAUUUGGUCCAUGCCUAUAAAUUCCGCAUUAUUCAAAACACCGCUUGAUAACUCAAUCCAUUGUAAUUAUACGUAAACUCUGAACAAAACAUUUUAUUACAUAAGGUUUCCACCUCUACGUUAGGUCAAGCCCUCUUGUUGCCGCUGCCAUGCCAUUAACGCUGAUCAAUUCAUAGCUCUGUAAGGGUUUAUCAUUUUACUAGCAAAAAAAUGACAGUUGUCAACUGAUACGUUCUGAGUACCUCUGAGCACUCUAUGCAUCUCGGAUAAUUGUCCCACGCAUUCCUGAUGUUGUAAAUGACGGUAAAACAUGUAUCCUGUAUUUAGCUUCCUUUGGGGGUGAAGGUUUGAAGGCUCACAACAAGUACCGCUGGAUCCAUAAUGCACCAGCCAUGAGGUUGAAUGACGAUAUGAGCCAGCAGGCCACAGCUUAUGCCGGGCGGCUUGCACGCAUGGGCAAACUUCAGCACUCCAGUUCCAGUGAGAGGCCAGGUCAAGGCGAGAACCUUGCUAUGUUAUGUGGCUCUGGAGGCCUCUCGGCGCAAAGAACUAUUGAGAUGUGGUGGGUAUUUUGAUGCUAAUAUACAUUUUUCAUACUACACAUUCUACAUGUACAGGAAAGGAAAGUAUUACACCUUUAGGCGCGUUCUAGAAGUCUGCACAUCGUUAUUGCGCAUGUCAUUCUUUCGCAAGGUCUCGCCACUCUAUCCAUCGGAAAAGAGUCGUAAAAAUCAAAGUUUUGUCCCGAUAUUUUUAUUUCAUCCAGCAGACUACCAUUAUGGAAGUGUUCAGACUGAAUUCGUUUUAAAGGGGGAAAAAUUUGAUUUGCCCUUCACAGUUCUCAUUAAUAGUAUGCCUUAGCGGUUUAGAUCAGUGUCGGCGCCCGCGCGUAUUAUACACUAAACAGAAAUGCAGUAAAACACCAAACCGAUUGUGAAAAUCAAUUGACCACGUUCUCUUGGAGUGUCCGACGGACAAUUUUGCAGAGAGGAUAGAAGUUUCUUUUUCUUAAAAGUCGACUUUUAGGCUUUGCAAACAAUACAAACGAGAAUUUCAGCUAUGAAGGGUCCUAAAACGCGAAUGCUAACCUUCAAAUAAUAACUCUGAACUUCUGAAAUGGUUGGUUUGCGGUUAGAUUUAAGGCUGAUAUGUUGGUUACUAGUAAGAACAAGCGUAUCUCUUCACUAAGCGACUUUUUGUACGCAAGUUCUACACAUGACCUCCAACAUGGCCGUUUAGUCACCUGUUAGCAAGCCAAGGAGGCAUCAACGACACUACAAAAGUCACGAAAAAUAUGAGAAUCUCGACAAAUCUCAUGGCUGUCGCAAAAAUAUAUUAAUGGAUUUUUAAAAAAUUUCACUUACGCAAGGGCAUCACAAAAAAACCAAAAAAGGACUUUCUUUCUAAACGUACGACUGUGCUAAACUAUAUUUUCAGAGGUAUAGAGAAGUGUGUGAGUUCAACUUUAACAAUCCCGGAUGGGAUUAUCGCACUGGGCACUUUACCCAGGUGGUGUGGAAAAAGAGUGUGGAGCUGGGAAUAGGAAAAGCAGUCUCAAGAGGGUGUACCUAUGUGGUUGCCCGCUAUAAGCCUGCAGGAAACGUGCUGAACAACUUCAGGCAAAAUGUUGCAAAGGGAAGGUUUAGUACGAGCUAUUGUCGUCGUGGUUGA